Stylophora pistillata is the source of this 1924-nucleotide messenger RNA. RefSeq lists its product as uncharacterized. Gene Ontology annotation, biological process: regulation of apoptotic process. Gene Ontology annotation, molecular function: protein binding. Lineage: Eukaryota; Metazoa; Cnidaria; Anthozoa; Scleractinia; Pocilloporidae. The record is from RefSeq and is a predicted model, not a curated record.
CACAAGUAAGGACCUGGGGCAAUAAUAAACCGGUUAAAACAGAGUCCUUUCGUUUUCAAGAUCAAGCGAUUGCAAAGAUGGCGACUGGCUCUGCUCUCGAACCUUUUCAGAAGCUUUUAAAUAAUCUUAACCACGAGCUAAACGAAAGAAACCUGGAGAGUCUAAUACACAUUUGUGGAAAAUAUAUUCCAGGAUGUCAACGAGAACGAAUCUUUAGUGGAUGGGAUGUGUUUAACAUUCUGCGCCAUCAGAACGUCAUCGGCAACGGGCGAGAACAGAUUCACAACUUGCUCGAGAUCAUCAAGGAAUUGAGGCCAAAAAGGAGAGAUUUAGUCUCCAUGGUCAAACAGUAUAUUCAAGAUUGUUAUGAGAAUCCAGAAACGAUACUGGAAGACCUUCAGUCCAGCUGGGAUUGCAAGCAAAUACAGCUUCCUUUAACAAGCUCACGAUCCUCACCACCGAUUCACGAUGACGAUUGUUGUCUUAUCCGAUGUUGCGGGUGCUCUUGUAAAUGUGAUUAUGGCAAUUCAUGCUGUAAUGCAUGUUGCAAUAUCUGUUGUAAUGCAUGUUGCAUGUGGUGCGGUGCCAUUUUGGGAGGUCUUUUCUUUCUCUUGGCCAUUGUGGCUGUUUUGGCGUGGUAUUCCAGCAUCCCAAGACUUACGAAGCUUUUGAUGUCAGACAAUGAGAUACAACAUGCAGGUCCCCUUGCGGUUGGCAGUUUAGCAUUCCUCGCGGUAAUCAGCAUUGCGUGUGCGAUUUGCGUGAAGUUCCGUUUGCGAAGAAAUGCCGGACAGUACAAAACAAUUCCAGACCUACCAAUAGCAUUCGGUUUUCAAGCAAGCUUGACCACAUCAGGGUCGAGAAGCACAAGUAGGUCCGGUGAUUCAUACCGACCAGCAGCGCCGAGGCGGAUUUACCGUCAAAGGUCCAGUGGUUCUUGGCAGUGCGCAGCUUCCAAUUCAAUAGCUUCUGGAGGUUCGAGAGUCUCUUCCCGUACUCCGCGGCGAUUUGACGAAACCGAUGCAGCUGUUCCAGAUGGCUUUCAAACGGACUCGUUUUGGUCUACGGGCAUGGAUGCAGAAGGAGAUGGCGACAUAGAAGAAGUGUGAUUAAAAUUACUGCUUUGAACUCCUUACUUGCUUGUGUCAAGAGAGUAGAGAUUCAAAGAUACAUUUUAUCAUGUGAACGCUUGUUUGACAGUUACCAAUUUCCUAGAAUGUAACUAGUUUGAUGAUUCAUGGAAGGGAUUCUAGUUGAUCAACUGUAAUUUCAUUUAGGGCGAGCAGAGCUGAAAUUCUCAGGCCCUGGAUGAUCCAGUUGUAGGAAUUACUGAGAUAAAUCGGUAUUCAAAACAACAAUAGAUGAUACAUAACUAUUGAAAAUCUUUUCUCUGCUAUAAAAUAGAUUUCAUUUUAAACGACCAAGCCUUGGUUGGAAAUCGACGUCGUUACCUAAGCCUUUAACUAGUUUUUAAAAUUGUCUAAUACAUAAAUUAAUAAGCGAUCAGAACUACAUAAAAAAUCUUAAAGGGAUACUAACUUAUUCGAUUGAGGAAGAACCAUGUCAUCAGAAAUGGGACAGUCUACGUUCAAAUAUGCUGCUAAGAAAGACAGGAACGAUAUCCCAAAAGGAUUAAGAGAACUCAGCUCCUUCUUUAGUUUUAACUGAAUAAGAUUUUUAGGUAUUUUUUAGAUUUAGACAUGAAGGAGUAUAAUUGUACUUCUCAUUCAUAUGUACAUAUCUUUUUUAUAGAUACAUAUUUUUAUCCAUAUAGAUACGAUUUUUCUGUUAUCUUAUUAUUUAGAUGUAGAUAAGUUUUUCAGGUACACAUUUUAUAACUAUAUUGGUGAUCACCAGUUUACACCAGCUGUUCACUCUGGGUUCAGCUAAUUGGUCCAUCAGGAUAAAUAUAGAUUUUUAUUUA